Molecule: messenger RNA, 372 nt
Organism: Mesorhabditis spiculigera
Lineage: Eukaryota; Metazoa; Nematoda; Chromadorea; Rhabditida; Rhabditidae
Source: the annotation of a GenBank genome assembly
AUGGCCUACAUUGGUACCUACACUUUUGUGACGGGAACCACGUUUGUCGUGCAUUGCUACUACCUUCUUGCGGGUACCUACGUUAGCGAGCGGACGCGUAAGAUGCAACGCCAAAUGAUUAACGCGCUCACGUGGCAGAUACUGAUACCAGCUGUCACCGUUGCGAUUCCCUGGUUAUACACAGCGGCGAUCACCUUGGGGAAGGUCGAAAAAGAUCCGUCCGUGCUAAACAGCUUUUACCUCUUUGAUGGUGGUCAUGCGCUUCUGACUUCAAUCGAAAUUGUGCUGCUAUCACGGCCCUAUCGAGAAUUCAUCGUUGCCUUGUUUAAAAUUCGUGGUCGUCUCAAGCGACCGGCCGAGCGUUGCCGUCAA